Messenger RNA from Stegostoma tigrinum, 2084 nucleotides. RefSeq names its product Ig heavy chain Mem5-like. The transcript has 8 exons. NCBI's taxonomy places the organism in Eukaryota, Metazoa, Chordata, Chondrichthyes, Orectolobiformes, Stegostomatidae. Bases 67 to 1092 code for a protein of 341 amino acids. Gene Ontology annotation, cellular component: plasma membrane. The record is from RefSeq and is a predicted model, not a curated record.
CUGCCUGCGCGCACACACACACACAAACCAGAGCAGGGGGGAGCGGAGGGAAAAUUAUCCCGAAAAAUGCCCAAGGAUAGCCUCUUCCUGAUGCUCCUCGUCCAACUGUUGGCUCUUCAUGUUACAGAUUCCCAGCUCACUGUGUCUCAGGGGCCCCUCGCCAAGACGGCAAAAGUCGGAGAGACGGUCGAAUUGGAGUGCCAUCUCAGCUACCUAGUGGAGCUGGUUACUAGCUAUUUCUGGUACAAACAGACUGUCGGUGAAGCCCCGGUGGCAAUCAACAGCACCAGCUGUGAGGAGCCCGCCUGUAAAUUUGUUUCAAAAAAAGGUCGCAGCGAGCGCCUGCUGGUACUGGAAAUCCGCAAUGUCCAGGUGGAUGACUCUGGGACCUACUACUGUGCUGAUAGGGAUGGCUAUGCUCCACUCCAAAAUGGACCAAAACUGCUUGUCGGAGAGAGUUCCACCGAGAAGACCUCUGUCUUAGUCUUCGUCCCGCUGUCUGUGCCUGCCCAGAAUGGCACCGUCCCCUUGGUGUGUCUAGUCAGCGGCGUCUCUUCCAACCAGAUUGUCAUUUUCUGGAAUAUUUCUGGUGAGGUCACCGAGGGGGCGAGCGAUGUGGGGAAGAAGGAGCCAGACGGCACCUGGAACAUCACGAGUCAGGUCACAGUGACAAGUGAACAGUGGACGAGCGGUGCUCUCUGUUCUUGUGUUGUUCAACUGGGAGAAGAAAUCAGGACAAAGAGUGUGUUCUUUGCCCAACAGGCAGCAUCAAGGGAAGGAUGGUGCAGCCAGGCGUUUCCUUACGUUACAGCAGCCUCAGUUGUAGUGGCUCUCGUGCUGAUGCUCUUGAUCAUUUGGAUUUGCAGAAGGCGAAGAUCAGGAAAAGGCAGGAGAUCCCACCGUGAAAAUUUUCGCCUGACGGAGAUGUCGCAAAACGGAGGAAAGGGUCAGCGACAUUCCGGUAAAAACCAUCAAACAGAAGCAAAGCGGGCAAAUCCAGAUGGAGCACAGACUCCCGGUGGUCCUCUGUAUGCCUCCUUGGAAUUUGCUGGUCUGGAGAAGAGGAUCAAAAAGAAGGGGGCACGCCAGUGAAGAUCCAGGUGGAAUUCUAUCCAGGUGGGUUCAAGGAGGAGUCAGGAUUUGCAAUGGAACCCACAACCCUGUGGAAAUCAGUCUGGAGCCCAGAAGACGCCCAGCAGAUAUUGAGGUCUUCCCUGUGCCUUCUCUAGCCUCUCACAAAAAAUUUUGAGAUCCGAGCUUGGAAUAGCCAUGGCUUAAAUCUCAAAGCACACAUUAAGGACCGACCAAGACUUUCUCCCCCGAGUUACAAUGAACCCGCUUCACUUUUUUUUCUUCCCUGCAACUGCAGUCGCUUUUGCAAAAUGCAUGUGUAAAUGAAAUAAAUUAUUCUUGGGCAAGAAGGAAGCAUCAGAGGUUCGUCCCUUAUUUAUAAUUCCUUUGUGGGAUGCGGGCAUCGCAAGCUGGGUCAGUAUUAAUUGCCCUUCCCCAAUAGGCCAGGAGGCUGUUAAGAACAAUCCCCGUGGGCCUGGAGUCACAUGUAGGCAGAUUUCCAUCCCGAAAGGACAUUAGCAGGGCUUUUCAGACAACCAGUGAAUUUUUUGUUGAGCCCAGAGAUUUUUUUUUAAAUUGAAUUCACAUCUGACACGGUGGGAUUCCAGCCCUGGGUUGUACUCGACUCAAAACUUUAACUCUGAUUCAAGCUUUUGUGCUCCUGAGAUGCUGCUGGGCCUGCUGUGUUCAUCCAGCCUCACAUUUUAUUAUCUUGGAUUCUCCAGCAUCUGCAGUUCCCACUAUCGCCCAAGCCUUGCUGCCUGAUUAUCUGCCUUGAUUAAAGUGGUACAAUGCCACCCUCUCCUGGCGGACAGUCACUACUGCAACAGGCCGAAUGGGGAAAAUAGCCUGAGGGAUUUUUUUUUUAAGAGGGAGGACAGCGCCUCACGGCUUCCAUCAAAGAACAGCAGUAUCCGCACAAAGGCUUGAUUUCUAUAAGUAAACUGGCAAAGGCUUUGAUAAAGUUUGAGGUCAUUUUGUAUACUUCUAAAAAGAAUUAUAAACGUGUAAUA